GACUGCCCAGUUAUUCAUUGCUAGGGAGGAUUCAAACAGCAGUGAGAGAGAUGGCUGAAGAGUCAAUACUUUCAUACCUCCAGGACUUCAUUCCUGACUCCUUCAGCCAGAGGAGCAAAAUCCUGGCUGGCCGAUUCCUGAAGCUGGUGUUCGGAGUCCGGAAUGACACCUGCAAGCUGCUCCAGGACAUCGAUGGCAAAGAGUUCAAAGUGGACCGCUGGGAACGGGCAGAGGGAGGAGGAGGGAUAGCCUCCUGUCUUUAUGAGGGCAACAAGUUCCUGAAUGCGAAUGUGGAUUUGAGUGUGUUGCACGGACACAUCCCCUCUCAGGCCGUUGACCAGCUGCGUGAGGCUGGGAGGAUGUCCACAGCCUGGCAAAACGAGGAUCCUGAGUUCCUCGUCAUUGCCGUGAGCUGUAUUAUUCACACCCGGAAUCCUCAUGUCCCCUCAUACAACUUCAACCAACGGCUCUUUGUCAUAAGAGUCAGUGAUGGUUCAGAAGAGGGCUGGUUUGGGGGACACAUGGAUUUGUCCCCAUCAUACUUGGUCAAGGAGGAUGUGAUGAAUUUUCACAAGACCCUGAAAGCUGCCUGUGAUGAGCACGAUCUCAGUUAUUACCCCCACUUCAAGAAGCGGUGUGAUGAGUACUUCUUCAUCAGGCACAGAGGGGAGGCUCGUGGUGUUGGGGGGAUUUUUUUCGACAACUUGAACUUCCGGGACGAGAAGCACUUUGACUUCAUGCAGUCGUGUGCCAGAGCCAUCCUGCCUGCCUACCAGCCCAUAGUGAAAGCACACCUGGAUGAGCCCCACUCUGAGCAGGAGGACACCUGGCAGCUGCUGCACUACGGCAGAUACAUUGAAUUUAAUCUUAUGUAUGACAAUGGCACGAAGUUUGGGCUUUUCAUAUCAGGAUUCAGAAUUGACACCCUCUUUGCCUCAUUGCCCAUCACAGCCAAGUGGGGCUACAUGCUGGAGCCUGAGCCGGGCAGUAAGGAGGCUGAGCUGGUGGAUGUCCUGCGCCGACCCAGGGACUGGGUCUAGACCUCUGCUGUGUCACCCCACCCAUCACCACUCAGGCAGACUGUGGGGAAACGCAAAAUGUGUGUCCGAAAUUACGCAAUACCAUAGGUUAACUUACUGUAGUUGCAUUUGUUAAAAGUCUUUCUGUCCCAAAAUAAAUUCUUUUUACUUUGGAGAAGUAUUUUGAAAUACUGUGUGACCUGUGUCAUGGUCUGGAUGUGCUGAAGUCAGUGUUCCUGAACUGGAAAGGAAAAUGUUAAAGAUUGUUUAAGUGCCUAUGGCCUACAAAUGGUUGCGGCUUUCGUUGCUACCUUCUAAAUACAGAAUUGUAAAUGUGUACUUUGGAACAUGGUUCUUAUAAACCAUUUAAAUAAACUGUUCUCACUUUUCAAUUGA
Lepisosteus oculatus (spotted gar) is the source of this 1415-nucleotide messenger RNA. RefSeq names its product oxygen-dependent coproporphyrinogen-III oxidase, mitochondrial-like. Lineage: Eukaryota; Metazoa; Chordata; Actinopteri; Semionotiformes; Lepisosteidae. Gene Ontology annotation, molecular function: coproporphyrinogen oxidase activity. Gene Ontology annotation, cellular component: cytoplasm. The record is from RefSeq and is a predicted model, not a curated record.